Molecule: messenger RNA, 3004 nt
Organism: Danio aesculapii
Lineage: Eukaryota; Metazoa; Chordata; Actinopteri; Cypriniformes; Danionidae
Gene: erg
Product: ETS transcription factor ERG
Exons: 11
Coding region: 175-1578 (467 amino acids)
Biological process (GO): regulation of transcription by RNA polymerase II; cell differentiation
Cellular component (GO): nucleus
Molecular function (GO): sequence-specific DNA binding; DNA-binding transcription factor activity, RNA polymerase II-specific
Source: RefSeq, a predicted model, not a curated record
GGUGCAGUCCGAUGCGCGCCCGCGUCUCUCCGUCCGCGCGCUGCACUAACUAACCAGCUAGCCGGUUAACCAGCAAACCGGCGGCUAACUACCGGAACCGACGCCGAAUCAGCCGAUGACGCGUCCAGGCUCUCAUGGCUGCAGUGGUCAGAUGUCUGAUGUCUGCUGGAGGAAAUGAUCCAGACUGGAACAGAACCAGGACCAGUCACACACAAGGAGGCGCUGUCAGUGGUGAGUGAGGAUCCGUGUGUAUCGGAGUGUGUGUACGCAGCGUCUCCUCUGAGCGUGCAGAUGACGGCGUCUGCAGCCGCUGAGCUCCCUCACAGUAAACUCCUGCUGUCUGCUGUCUCUGUCAAGCUGGAGGCCAGCGCUGGAGCACAGAGGAGCCACUGCAGGAGUCCUCCUGAUGACUGUCCGGGGGUCAAAGGAAAGAUCUCUCCGGCUGGGAAUGCUCCAGUGAUGUACAGCAACUACAUGGAGGAGAAACACACUCUGCCGAGCAGUGAGCGCAGAGUCAUCGUACCUGCAGACCCGGGGCAGUGGUCGGCGGGUCACGUGCGGCAGUGGCUGGACUGGGCGGUGCAGGAGUACGGGCUGCCGCCGCUGGACGUGUCUCUGUUUCACGGUGUGGAUGGGAAGCAGCUCUGCAGGAUGAGCAGAGAGGAGCUCCAGCGUCUGACCAGCAGCUACUCUGCAGACGUGCUGCUCUCUCACCUGCACUACCUCAGAGAGACUCCUCUUCCUCACUUGACUUCAGAUGAUGUUGACAAAGCCUUGCAAAACUCCCCGCGGUUAAUGCAUGCUCGCAACACAGGAGGAGCCAGCUUCAUCUUCCCCAACACUCCAGUCUACCCUCCAGACGCCAGCAGAGGAGCCAGCAGAGCAGCAGAUGUGGGUUAUGACGCCGUCAGACGCUCUGGAUGGACUCCUGCGCUUCCUGCAGCUAAAGUUUCUCAGAGCUCUGCCGCCAUCAUGACCAAAACUGAAGAGCAGAGAGCGCAGUUAGAUCCGUAUCAGAUUUUAGGGCCGACCAGCAGCAGACUGGCCAAUCCAGGCUCUGGUCAGAUCCAGCUGUGGCAGUUCCUGCUGGAGCUCCUGUCCGACAGCUGCAACUCGUCCUGCAUCACAUGGGAGGGAACCAACGGCGAGUUCAAGAUGACGGACCCGGACGAGGUGGCGCGGCGCUGGGGCGAGCGGAAGAGCAAGCCCAACAUGAACUACGACAAGCUGAGUCGAGCCCUGCGCUACUACUACGACAAGAACAUCAUGACCAAAGUGCACGGCAAGCGCUACGCCUACAAGUUCGACUUCCAUGGCAUUGCCCAGGCCCUGCAGCCGCACCCGCCCGACUCCUCCAUCUACAAGUACCCUGUAGCGGCGGCAGAUCUGCCCUACAUCAGCUCCUACCACCCGCAGAAGAUGAGCUUCGUGGCUCCGCAUCCUCAGGCUAUGAGCGUCUCCUCCUCCGGCUUCUUCAGCGGGCCGACUCCUUACUGGAACACACCAGCGGCAGGGAUCUACAGCGGGCCACGGCACCCCCCAGCUCACAUGCCCUCACAUCUGGGCUCAUACUACUAGAAGAACAGCAGAAACAUCUCAAGACCAGCAGAGACGCUCACAAGACCUCACAUCUGGGCUCAUAAUAGUAGAAGAACAGCAAGACCAUCUGAAGACCAGCGGAGACUCUCAGCAGAGACAGGACAGUGAACGUGGAGGCAGAUAUCAGAGCUAACGGGGGCUGCUGUUAGAGAUCCGCUGCAUGAUCAAUACUUAUUCAUCUAUAAUGUUAUCUGUACCUUAUUGUACAAACACACAUAUCAGAGAGCGGAGAGAGGCGGAGCGUAGGUGAGACGGGUCAGAGGAGGACAGAUAGAUGGUCAAAUGGACAGACAGACAGGCAAAGGAAGAUGGAUGGUCAGAGGAGGGCAAACAGACAGAUGGCCAAACAGACAGACAGACAGUAAAGGUCAAACCAGACGGUUAGAAGAUUACAGACAGAUGGUCACACAGACACACAUUCAGCUGGACAGACAGUCAAUCAGACAGAGGAGGACAGACGGUCACACAAUCAUACAGACAGACAGAUGGACAAUCAGACAGAAGAGGACAGACAGUCAGAUGGACAAUCAGACCGACAAACGGUCACACAGACAGACAGAGGAGGACAGACAGAGGACAGAUGGACGGACAGACAAGAAGACGGACAAUCAGACAGACAAAGGAGGACAGAUGGACAGACAGUCAUAAAGACAGAGAGAGGACGACAGACAGACAAUGAGAUGCACAAUCGGUCAGACAAACGGUCACACUGACAGACAGAGGAGGACAGGUAGACAGACGGGCAAACAGAGGAGGGAAGACCAAUGGACAAGCAGACAUUCAGACAGAUAGACAGACAGAGGAGGACAGGCAGACCUCAGGUUCGUGAUGUGUCACUGCAGUGUGUGUUAAAGCAUGAAGAAUGAAGCUCCUGCCGUGUUUAUCAGUAUUACUCCGUCCUCGUGGUAUCAGAGAGUGUUCUGUGCCUUCAAAACUAUGCAACUGUGUAGAAAACUGGAAGCGUUCAGAUGUUUUUCUUGACCUCAGAUCUUUCCAGACCAAAGGUGCGUUUAUAUGAAGCAGUGCCUUACAGACAGACUCAGCAGAAGACAUUUACCAAAGACAGCAGUAUUAUUAUUAUUAUUAUUAUUAUAAUGACAAUGUUCCGAGUCGCGAACGCUGUGCGUUUGUUAGAUUGAAGUAUACAAUUCAGUGUUAUAAUUCUAUUUCUACCUUAGAUAUAUAACUUAUGCAUUUAAACACUACGAGUUGAUCUCAGCCAGCCAAUCAGACAUCAGUCAUAUAGACGUACAGAAGCACAGGGACGGCUGGUUUACAGUGACGCUGGACUGCAGAAGCUCACUGCCUCAGAGAUUGUUGACAAAGGGAAAACACAUAUACUUGAUAAAUUAUAUGAUUUUCUACUGAAUCAAUUUAAUAAACUAUUUUCUUCUGGCUAAAGAAA